AUGGGUGAGGUAAAUAAAGAUGCCGUUGAAAAAUACUUGGAGAACAAUCCCCAGUUUGCCAAGGAGUAUUUCGACCGAAAAAUGAGACCUGAAGUGGUGGGAAGCAUCUUUAACGUGAACCCUGGAGAUGUGAAGGAAGGAAUCAGCUUCAAAGAAAUGUCCCGUCUGGAGGAGAGUAACAUAAUUUUUGAGUUGGUAUCAGAACUUCAGGAUGAGGCAUGUGUUAUGGAAAAGAUGGUGCACAAGGUCCUGCAGAGGCUGGCACAGCUGCUGGCAGCUGAUCGGUGUAGUCUGUUCAUUUGUCGCUCCCGAAAUGGUACUCCAGAGGUAGCCUCCAGGAUUCUUGAUAUCACUCCAACUUCCAGCUAUGAGCAGAAUUUGGUGAAACCAGAAAAUGAGACUGUUUUUCCUCUGGACAUUGGGAUAGUGGGAUGGGUUGCUCAUACCAAGAAGUUUUUUAAUAUACCUGAUGUGACAAAGAACAACCAUUUUUCUGACUUCAUGGACAAAAAAACUGGUUAUAAAACAGUCAAUAUGUUGGCAACGGCAAUUACACAGGGUAAAGAGGUGCUUGCUGUUGUGAUGGCACUCAACAAAUUAAAUGCCCCUGAGUUCUCAAAAGAGGAUGAAGAGGUAUUUAAAAAAUACCUCAACUUUAUGUCUUUGAUGAUAAGAAAUAAUCAUACGUCGUAUCUCCACAAUAUCGAAUCACGAAAAAGCCAGAUGCUUUUGUGGUCUGCCAACAAAGUAUUUGAAGAGCUAACAGAUAUAGAACGACAGUUUCAUAAAGCACUGUACACUAUUCGAAUGUAUUUGAAUUGUGAAAGAUACUCUGUUGGUCUGCUGGACAUGACUAAAGAGAAGGAGUUCUACGACGAGUGGCCAAUCCGGCUGGGGGAGGCAGAGCCUUACAAAGGCCCCAAGACACCUGAUGGACGAGAAGUCAACUUCUAUAAGAUUAUUGACUAUCUGUUACAUGGACAAGAAGAAAUCAAAGUCAUUCCGUCACCUCCUCCAGAUCACUGGUGUCUUGUCAGUGGAUUGCCAACAUAUGUGGCUGAAAAUGGUCUUAUUUGUAACAUGAUGAAUGCACCAGCAGAUGAAUACUUCACAUUUCAGAAAGGACCAGUGGAUGAAUCAGGAUGGGUUAUCAAAAAUGUCUUGUCAUUGCCUAUUGUCAACAAAAAAGAAGAAAUUGUGGGAGUUGCAACGUUUUACAACAGGAAAGAUGGAAAACCUUUUGACGAGUAUGAUGAACAGAUCACUGAAACUCUCACACAGUUCCUGGGGUGGUCUGUUUUAAAUACUGACACUUAUGACAAAAUGAACAAACUUGAAAACAGGAAAGACAUUGCUCAGGAAAUGCUUAUGUACCAGACAAAGGCCACCCCUGCUGAAGUUGAAUCUAUCCUGAAAUACAAGGAGAAAUUGAAUGCAAAAAGUUUAGAUGAAUGCGAUCAAAAGGAUCUCAUCAGGAUUUUGAAAGAAGAAUUACCCGAUCCAAAAGAUUUAGAACUGUAUGAAUUCCGCUUCAGUGACUUCCCUGUUACAGAGCAUGGCCUGAUAACUUGUGGAAUACGACUGUUCUUUGAGAUAAAUGUUGUUGAAAAAUUCAAAGUCCCAGCUGAGGUCCUUACAAGAUGGAUGUACACAGUCAGGAAAGGUUAUCGGGAUAUCACUUACCACAACUGGAGACAUGGAUUCAAUGUGGGACAAACAAUGUUUACUCUGCUGAUGACAGGAAAAAUAAAGAAAUACUAUACUGAUUUAGAAGCCUUUGCCAUGGUUGCUGCUGCUUUCUGCCAUGACAUUGAUCACAGAGGGACCAAUAACCUGUAUCAAAUGAAGUCAGCUGCUCCCCUGGCAAAACUUCAUGGCUCUUCCAUUUUGGAAAGGCAUCACCUCGAGUACAGUAAAACCCUGCUGCAAGAUGAGAGCUUAAACAUCUUCCAGAACCUAAAUAAGCGCCAGUAUGAAACCGUUCUGCACUUAUUUGAAGUUGCAAUAAUAGCAACUGACUUGGCUUUGUAUUUCAAGAAAAGAACUAUGUUUCAAAAGAUUGUGGAUGCAAUUGAAAAAAUGGAAUCAGAAGAGCAGGCAAUUAAGUAUAUAUCUAUUGACCCAACGAAAAAAGAAGUCAUCAUGGCUAUGAUGAUGACUGGAUGUGACCUGUCUGCAAUAACCAAGCCCUGGGAAGUGCAGAGUAAGGUCGCCCUCAUGGUCGCAAAUGAAUUCUGGGAGCAAGGCGACCUGGAACGAACUGUGCUACAGCAACAGCCUAUUCCUAUGAUGGACAGAAACAAAGGAGAUGAACUACCUAAGCUCCAAGUUGGUUUCAUAGACUUUGUGUGUACAUUCGUGUACAAGGAAUUCUCAAGGUUUCACAAGGAAAUUACACCUAUGUUUGACGGUCUUCAAAACAACAGGGUUGAGUGGAAAACACGAGCUGAUGAAUAUGAAGAGAAAAUGAAAGCUAUUGAGGAACAAAAGAAAAAGGAAGAAGAAGCAGCUGCCCAGAAAGGAGAAAAUGCUGCCGGAGGUGGUGGAGGUGGUGAAGAAGGAAAAUCCAAAACCUGUGUAGUUUUGUAAUUCUUUGUCUCAGACACUGUUCCUGCUACAAGAAAUGACAUC
This is a messenger RNA of Zonotrichia leucophrys gambelii, 2631 nucleotides long. It is a transcript of the gene PDE6C, whose product is annotated as phosphodiesterase 6C. Gene Ontology annotation, biological process: visual perception; signal transduction. The transcript is spliced from 23 exons. Lineage: Eukaryota; Metazoa; Chordata; Aves; Passeriformes; Passerellidae. The record is from RefSeq and is a predicted model, not a curated record. The coding region runs from base 1 to 2589 and encodes 862 amino acids. Gene Ontology annotation, molecular function: 3',5'-cyclic-nucleotide phosphodiesterase activity; protein binding.